This is a messenger RNA of Solanum dulcamara, 1917 nucleotides long. Its product is annotated as cytochrome P450 714C2-like. Lineage: Eukaryota; Viridiplantae; Streptophyta; Magnoliopsida; Solanales; Solanaceae. The coding region runs from base 223 to 1755 and encodes 510 amino acids. The transcript is spliced from 5 exons. The record is from RefSeq and is a predicted model, not a curated record. Gene Ontology annotation, molecular function: oxidoreductase activity, acting on paired donors, with incorporation or reduction of molecular oxygen; iron ion binding; monooxygenase activity.
UUGAAACCAAAUAUAUAACGUAUUUACUAUCUAAGUCAUGGUUAGGAAUUUACGUUGAGCAAUUAAAUUUUAGCCAUUAAAUUCAACUUAUGCCACGUGUCACUUGAGAAAAAUGGAGAAAAGAGAGAUGGAGAGGAGCCAGAUCCCUAUAUAUAAAGCAAAUAAGCAGCCCAUAUAUAAUCCUCCAAAACACAACAAAAACUGAUUGAGCCAUAUCCAAAAAUGUUGUUAGCAAUAACAUUAGUGUGUGUGUUUGGUUUAUUUUUUCAUCUUUACAAUUCGCUUGUAAUAAAGCCAAGAAGGCUCCAAUCAGCUCUUAGAAAGCAGGGAAUAGUUGGGCCACAGCCAAAAUUUCUUCUUGGAAACAUCUUGGAGAUGAAAAAAUCAUGUGAGGCUGCUAAAAAAAUGGUCUCAAAUGGAGAUGUAGUGGACUGCCAUAACUGUGGAGCAACUAUCCUUCCCUUCUUUGAUCAAUGGCAGAGACAAUAUGGUGAUGUAUUCAUGUUUUCUCUUGGCAACACACAAAUUGUGCAUGUGACACAACCAGACAUGGUGAGAGAGAUCACUACUUGCACAUCCUUGGAUUUGGGAAAGCCAACAUAUCAAGCAAAAGAGAGGGGCUCUUUGUUAGGCAAUGGGAUCCUAACUUCAAAUGGACCUUUUUGGGCACAUCAAAGAAAAAUUCUUGCUCCUGAGUUAUAUAUGGAAAAAGUAAAGGGUAUGAUAAAUUUAAUGCAGGAUUCUGCAUUAACAUUGUUGAGUUCAUGGAAUAAUCAAAUUGAAGCUCAAGGUGGGAUUGCUGACAUUAAAAUUGAUCAAGACAUGAGAAGAUUCUCUGGAGAUGUUAUUUCUAAAGCAUGUUUUGGAAGCAAUUUUUCCAAAGGAGAAGAAAUCUUCUAUAAGCUCAGAGCUCUCCAAGAGGCUUCUUCCAAAAAGGUCCUGUCUUCCGGAAUUCCCGGCAUCAGAUAUAUUCCUAGCAAGAACAACAGGGAAACAUGGGGCUUAGAGAAGGAAAUCAAAGCAUUGAUCUUGAAAAUAGUGAAGGAAAAAAGAUCAGAAGCAGGUGGAAGUAAUCAAAAAGAUUUACUGCAAAUGGUUCUUGAAGGAGCUACAAUAAACAUGACUACUCAAAAUGCAAUUGAUAAUUUUAUAGUUGAUAACUGCAAAAAUAUUUACUUGGCUGGUUAUGAGACCACUGCUGUUGCUGCCACCUGGUGCAUCAUGCUUUUGGCCUCAAAUCCAAAUUGGCAACAACGUGUUCGUGAUGAAGUCGUACAAAUUUGUAAGGGACAAAUUCCUGACGCUAACAUGAUUCGACAGAUGAAACAGUUAACAAUGGUGAUUAACGAAUCAUUGCGUCUUUAUCCACCAGUAGCAGUGAUAUCAAGAGAAGCAUUAAAAGAAAUGAAGUUUGGAGAAAUUAAUGUUCCUAAAGGUGUCAAUAUUUGGACAAUUGUGACAACAUUACACACUGAUCCAAAAAUAUGGGGAACAGAUUCUUACAAGUUUAAUCCACAAAGAUUUGCAAAUGGAAUUAGAGGUGCAUGUGAAUUUCCACAUGUGUACAUGCCUUUUGGGGUUGGACCAAGGGUCUGUUUGGGACAAAAUUUGGCUAUGGUGGAGCUUAAGAUACUCAUUUCUUUAAUUUUGACCAAAUUUUCUUUCUCAAUUUCACCAAAAUAUGUUCAUUGUCCAGCUCUGAAUUUGGUCAUUGAGCCAGGACAUGGUGUCUAUCUGUCAUUGAGGAAGUUGUGAUCAAAUAGAGUUGAUCUUGGAUGCUACUUUUCCAUUUAUGUAAUCAGCACACAACAGAGAUAAGAUUUUCAUCAUCUACUAUAUAUAUAGAGAGAGAAAAAAAAACACUCAUUUAUACAAUGUAAUUUUCUAUUGAAGGAGGUUCAGAUGAAUCUCUUGCGC